UCCCUCACUACUACUUGGCAACACCACACUAACACACGACAGCACUGUGUCAAACAUUAGUUCCUCUUGCAAAAUAAAAUUGAUUUAUUUUUGUCGUGGAGCAUCCUAAACACUAAAAUCUACGUAAAAUAGGAACAACCAGCCGAUCGAUAAUUUCAUAUUUUCGGCAAAAAUGGCUCUUGAUCGAACAGCGUCACCGGUUCCUGAAAAAGAAAAGGAAAAGAAAUCUACGCGCGGUCGUGAACGCGAAAGAAAACGUCGUGGUAGUGGAUCCAGUUCUAGCAGUGGAAGCUCAUCAGACAGCAGUUCAUCAUCACGCAGCUCAGGUUCUCGUUCCAGUUCGUCUAGUUCGUCGUCGUCGAGCUCCAGUUCUUCAACGUCGUCCAGCAGUGGAGGCGAUCGACGAACGAAGCGUAAAUCAAAAACUCGCACUCGAAGCAAGAGUCCAAUUUCGAAGGGCGACGUUCGCAAAGAAUCGAAAGAUCGUGGUCGCUCAAAAGACCGCUCCAGGCGUAGUGCCGACAAGGACAAUGACGAUAAAGCUAAACGUCGCUCAGUUGACCGAUCCAAAGACAGGGGUCGUUCUCGCUCCACAUCCCAGCGUAGAAAGCGUCGUGAACGAUCGCCAACACCAAAACCUACGCGAAUUCACAUCAACAAACUGACCCGAAACCUUACCAAGGAUCACAUUCAAGAAAUAUUUUGCUGUUACGGAGCCAUUAAAGCCAUUGAAUUUCCACUGGAUCGUUACCAUCCACCAGCUGGACGUGGUCAUGCAUUCGUCGAAUAUAACAAUCCCGAAGACGCCGAAACGGCUAUGAAACACAUGGAUGGCGGUCAAAUUGACGGACAAGAAAUUACAGUGUCGCCGGUUCAGGCUCGAAAUCGGCAAAUGAUGCGAAGACCAUCUCCGCCACCAUUCAGGGGACGUCCACCUCCAAAUCGUUGGCGAUCACCAUUACGUUUUCGGCGCAGAUCACCACCUCCUCGUCGUCGUAGUCCGAGACGCCGUUCGCGUAGCCCUGUAGCCCGUCGAAGACGUCGUAGCAACAGUUCAGACAGCUCUCGUUAAACAUCCGUGUUCAGAGUGUCUUGUAUCGCGUGAAAUCGAUCCUACAAAUUCGAUUUAAAUAUCCGGAAGUGUUGACUUUGUGAAAUUAUUUUUUUGGUAAGGACAUCGAGACCGUAGCACUACAAUAAAAUUACAAUUUUUUUUAAAACCAUAAAGUCACAGCCAAUUGUACUUUUCUUUGGAAUAAAACGUACGUCGUACACACUAA
Bradysia coprophila is the source of this 1280-nucleotide messenger RNA. It is a transcript of the gene RnpS1, whose product is annotated as RNA-binding protein S1. Lineage: Eukaryota; Metazoa; Arthropoda; Insecta; Diptera; Sciaridae. Gene Ontology annotation, biological process: mRNA splicing, via spliceosome. Gene Ontology annotation, molecular function: RNA binding. Gene Ontology annotation, cellular component: ASAP complex; cytoplasm; nucleoplasm. The record is from RefSeq and is a predicted model, not a curated record.